AGGGAGCUGGUAAUGGCGACCGGCUUCCAGGCCCGGAGCGGCUGAUCUGUUUGAGGGGGGUGGGGUAAUUACCUAAAUCUGAACGGGCCGUGGUGAAUUAUCCGGAUCUUUAGCACCGGGGGGAGGGCGGAGAGUCAUAUUUGAAGUAUUAGAGCCGCAGCUGUUUGAGGAUUGCCCCUUCCCCUAAUUUGAGAUCACCAUGGCAACUGAAAUUGGCUCCCCACCUCGCUUCUUUCACAUGCCACGGUUUCAACACCAGGCUCCUCGGCAACUUUUCUACAAGAGGCCUGAUUAUGCCCAGCAGCAGGCUAUGCAACAGCUUACAUUUGAUGGUAAACGAAUGCGCAAAGCAGUGAAUCGCAAAACCAUUGAUUACAACCCAUCUGUAAUCAAGUACCUUGAGAAUCGUGUAUGGCAGCGAGAUCAUAGAGACAUGAGAGCAAUUCAGCCAGAUGUUGGAUACUAUAAUGAUCUCGUUCCACCUAUUGGUAUGCUGAACAAUCCACUGAAUGCUGUCACAACAAAGUUUGUGCGAACCUCCACCAACAAAGUGAAAUGCCCUGUGUUUGUCGUCAGGUGGACUCCUGAGGGUCGCCGCUUGGUGACUGGAGCAUCCAGUGGAGAAUUCACUUUGUGGAAUGGGCUCACAUUUAAUUUUGAGACUAUCUUGCAGGCUCAUGACAGUCCAGUACGAGCUAUGACUUGGUCCCACAAUGAUAUGUGGAUGCUUACUGCUGACCACAGCGGCUAUGUGAAAUACUGGCAGUCCAACAUGAAUAACGUCAAGAUGUUCCAGGCACAUAAGGAGGCGAUUAGAGAGGCCAGUUUUUCCCCUACGGAUAAUAAAUUUGCGACCUGUUCAGAUGACGGCACUGUUAGAAUCUGGGACUUUAUGCGUUGUCAUGAGGAAAGAAUACUUCGAGGACAUGGUGCUGAUGUGAAGUGUGUUGACUGGCAUCCAACUAAGGGGCUUCUUGUGUCCGGAAGCAAAGAUAGUCAGCAGCCAAUCAAAUUCUGGGACCCAAAGAAUGGGCAAAGUCUUGCAACUCUACAUGCUCACAAAAACACAGUAAUGGAAGUAAAGUGGAACUUGAAUGGAAACUGGCUGCUCACUGCAUCUCGAGAUCACCUCUGCAAACUGUUUGAUAUUCGCAACCUUAGAGAAGAGCUACAGGUCUUCCGAGGCCAUAAAAAAGAAGCAACAGCUGUUGCCUGGCAUCCUGUGCAUGAAGGUCUCUUUGCUAGUGGAGGAUCUGAUGGUUCGCUGCUGUUCUGGAAUGUUGGAGUGGAGAAAGAGGUGGGUGGGAUGGAAAUUGCCCAUGAGGGAAUGAUCUGGAGUCUUGCCUGGCAUCCACUGGGGCAUAUUCUAUGCUCUGGAUCUAAUGACCAUACAAGCAAAUUUUGGACCAGAAAUCGACCUGGUGAUAAAAUGCGCGACCGUUACAAUUUGAAUUUACUACCUGGCAUGUCAGAGGAUGGUGUGGAAUAUGACGAUAUAGAACCCAACAAUUUGUCAGUCAUUCCUGGAAUGGGGAUUCCAGAGCAGUUGAAGAUGGCAAUGGAGCAGGAACAGAUGGGUAAAGAGGAGACCAGUGCAGUGGAGAUGACAAUUCCAGGACUGGACUGGGGAAUGGAUGAGGUCAUGCAAAAAGAUCAGAAGAAGGUACCUCAGAAAAAAGUUCCUUAUGCCAAACCUAUCCCGGCCCAGUUUCAACAAGCAUGGAUGCAGAAUAAAGUGCCUCUUAUGCCACCAUCAGAAUCAGUUUCGGAUCGAAAGGAAGAGACAAAAGUUGAUGAAAAAAAGAAAAACCAAGCAGAGAUUGAACAGGAAAUGGCAGCCCUUCAAUAUACCAACCCUCAGUUACUAGAGCAAUUAAAAAUUGAAAGAAUAGCUCAGAAACAAAUGGAGGGACAAGCGAACACUCAGCCUCAGGGUAUUCCUUCCCCGUUGGGAGCACCUCCGCCACACGUACCACCAACUUUUCAGGGACCAGGGCCCCAUUCACAGCCUCUCCAAGGAUACCAACAACCCCCACCACAGCAACAGAUUCCCAUAAAUAUGCCACUUGGUCCUCCAGGGCAAUUUAGACCACAAGCACCUCAGGGGCCCACUGGCCCACAACCAUUUAUGGGCCCAGGUCCACAAGGAAUGAGACCUCAAGAAAUGCAACCUGGGAUGCCCAGACUUCCAGUUCCACAUGGACCAUUGGGUCCCCAAGGUCCUCCAGCCAAUUCUGUCCCUCCACAGGGACACUUAGGCAAUCAGGUGCCAGCAGGUCCAAGAGGAAUGCAGGGAAUGGCUCCUCAAGUCAUGCAAGCUGCACCAGUUCAACAAGGACCACCUAUGGGCGUUACUCCAAGAAUUCAGAUGCAUCAUAAUCAAGCUCCUAACCAAGGUAUGCUAAUGGGACAUCCAGCUCAAGACUUUCGAGGACCCCCUGGAUCAAUGAUGGGACAUGGACCAGGUCCAAUGGAGAUGAGAGGGCCAAUGGACAUGAGAGGCCCUCCAGAUAUGCGUGCACCCCAAGAUAUGAGAGGACCUCAAGAAAUUCAUGGCCCCCAGGAUAUGAGGGGCCCCUCAGACAUUCGGGAUAUGAGAGGUCCGCCAGACAUGCGUGGCCCACAGGACAUGAGGGGACCUCCUGACAUGCGUGGCCCACAGGACAUGAGGGGACCUCCUGACAUGCGUGGCCCACAGGACAUGAGGGGACCUCCUGACAUGCGUGGCCCACAGGACAUGAGGGGACCUCCUGACAUGCGUGGCCCACAGGACAUGAGGGGACCUCCUGACAUGCGUGGCCCACAGGACAUGAGGGGACCUCCUGACAUUCAUGGUCCUCAGGACAUGAGGGGACCCCCAGAUAUGCGUGGCCCACAGGACAUGAGGGGACCCCCAGAUAUGCGAGGCCCUCAGGAUAUCAGGGGGCCCCCGGACAUGCGAGGCCCUCAGGAUAUGAGAGGACCCCCAGAUAUGAGGGGACCUCCAGACAUGCGGGGACCUCCAGACAUGAGGGGGCCCCCGGACAUGCGGGGCCCACAGGAUAUGAGGGGGCCCCCGGACAUGCGGGGCCCACAGGAUAUGAGGGGGCCCCUGGACAUGCGGGGGCCCCCGGACAUGCGGGGCCCACAGGAUAUGAGGGGGCCCCCGGACAUGCGGGGCCCACAAGAUAUGAGGGGGCCCCCGGACAUGCGGGGCCCGCAGGAUAUGAGGGGACCCCCUGACAUGCGUGGCCCACAGGAUAUGAGGGGGCCCCCGGACAUGCGCGGCCCUCAGGAUAUGAGGGGCCCUCCAGACAUGCGAGGUCCUCAAGAUAUCAGAGGUCCCCCAGAUAUGCGUAACACACAGGAUAUAAGGGGUCAUCCUGAUAUGCGAGGGCCUCCUGAUAUGCGGGGUCCUGACAUACAUGGACCCCAGGAUAUUAGGGGUCCCCCAGAUAUGCACAGUUCACAAGAUAUGAGGGGUCCAUCUGACAUGCGGAGCUCCCAGGAUAUGAGAAGAACUGAUAUUAGAGGUCCCCAGGAUGUUCGGCCCCCUCAGAGUAUAAGGGGUUCUGAUUUACGUGGUCCCCAAGAUGCAAGAGGGCACUCUGAUGUGCAUAGUUCACAGGAUAUACGGGGACCCUCUGAGUUGCGAGGUCCACAGGACAUUCGAAAUCUUGACUUAAGAGGACCUUCAGAUAUUGUAGGUAGUCAUGAGAUAAGGAGUUCCCAGGAUGCAAGAGGACCCCAAAACAGAGGGAAAGCACAAGGGCCAUCACAAGACAUUCGUGGGCCAUCAGGAGCUCAAGCUCAGCCUGGGCAAUCUCAAGGAAAUUCCCAUGGAGCUCAUGGACAGCAGAAUCAACCAAAGGGAUCCCAUCCAGAGCAGCAAAAAGCCCCAUUAUUGGGUGAUGCUCCUAGACCAUACAACCAGGGUGGAAAAAGCCAGGCUCCACCUCCUUUAAUCCCUGGUUUAGGAGGGCAGCAGGCAGCACAAGGACGUAUCCCACCCCCAAAUCAAGGCCCCAGUGCCAACAAAGGUGAUAUCCGUGGACCCUCAAAUCAUCAAUUAAGUGCACAUUCUGAACGAAGAGGUGAGCCAAGCACGGAACAUGGGCCUUUCCGUGGUGGCCAGGAGUGGAGUGAUUCUCGAGAUAAUAGAGGGCCUCCUGAAAGACGUGUCCCACAUUCUGAAACUCAUGAACACCCAGAGGAUUACCACCAGGAAGAUAGAUAUGGACCUAGAGCUCGAGAGUUUGAAGGAAGAAGCGGGGGGCAAUCAUCCCAGGAUGAGAGAUGGAGGCGUGGUGCCAGUUCUCAGUUUCCCCCUAACCACAGAGAUUUUCCAGAUGGGGAAAAAAGGAAUUCAAGCCGUUGGGAAGGCAGGAGGCAUUCUGAGGAAAGAUAUUCCAGAGAAAAUGAAGACGCAAGGUUUCGGGGGCAAAGGGAUGAGAGCUUCCGCAGGGCUGGUGUCCCGAGACAAGAGGGUCGUGGUUCCAGAGGGCGAGAAGGAUUUUCCAAUUCUGAGGAAUUUGGUCCAGAGGAAGACUUUGAUUCAAAAGAUGAACCAAUGAGAGGACGAGAUGGUGGAAGAGGGCAAGGACGUGGCCCACAAAGAGAUGGAAGAAAGGGGCUCCUUCCCACUCCUGAGCAUUUCUCUGGUGCUGAUCGUGGACCUAACCAUGCAGCCCGAGAUUCAGGAAGAGAAACUGAAAUUGACACGUUCCAAGAGAGCCCUUCUCGUGACAUUCCUACACCAGAUGGCCAUUCUCCUGCCAGUAGGGAACGUUUGUCCUCAUUGCAGGGUAUGGAUAUGGCGUCACUCCCACCUCGCAAAAGGCCCUGGCAUGAUGGUCCUGGUACACCUGAUCAUAGGGACAUGGAACCGACAAGUGGUCCAGUAGAGGAAACUGGGAAAGCAGGAAGGGAAAGUUCGGGAACUUCAAGGUCGCAAAGACCAAGCCGGUCCAGGUCCCAGGAGCAAGAUGAAAGUUCGUCAAGAGGGGGGAGGGGAUCAGGGGGAAGUUGGAGUCGAGGAGGCUCUGGAACAAACAGUGGUAUGAACUCAAAUCAGACAUGGAGAGGAGGCCCCCGGGGAAGUGGAAGCAGAGGAGGAAGGAAUCGGUAGGAGAUCCGUAACAGAGCCUCAAACUCUCUUCAGCCCUGCCUGCGAGUCCAUAUUGGACCAAAUUUAAUGGGCCUGUUCAACAGUCUGAGUGGUAAAGAGGAACAUUGUGGCUCUAAUUUUUUGAAAAUGGGACACUGGAAACUUCGUCCAUUCUAAUUAUGAAGACUGAAUCCUCUAUGGAGAACAAACAAAACAACUAUUUGUUUUCCCUUUUUCUGUUCAGUUAUUUCUCACUGGUGUUACAGUCCAGGCAUCUUCAUCUUAUUACCUCCCUCAACACUAGGGAUGUUAUAAAAAGAUCUUUCUAUGUGUACAGUUUGUCAGGAAAUGAGUUGUUGUUUUUUGUAUGCUAUGCAGAAUGUAAUUUACGCAAGAAAGAACUAAAAGAAAA
Messenger RNA from Bombina bombina (fire-bellied toad), 5498 nucleotides. RefSeq names its product WD repeat domain 33 (gene WDR33). Gene Ontology annotation, cellular component: mRNA cleavage and polyadenylation specificity factor complex. The transcript is spliced from 22 exons. The record is from RefSeq and is a predicted model, not a curated record. Gene Ontology annotation, molecular function: protein binding. Bases 200 to 5107 code for a protein of 1635 amino acids. Lineage: Eukaryota; Metazoa; Chordata; Amphibia; Anura; Bombinatoridae.